CCCACACCAUGCCGGCCGCCGCGCCGACCCCGCUCCACCCCGGCGCGGCUCCUGCUGCCACUGCGCCGGACGCCGAGGCUUGUUGGACCAUUCGCCACACAAUGCAAGCUCAAAAGUAAAAGAGAGGAAACUACAUGGGACUUGUCCUCCUAUUGGUCGUGGGAACUAUGGGAAGCCAUGUUUGAGUGAAAGCAGCCAUAGGUCCUCAUUUUUCAGUCCCCGCAAGGGUUUUCACACGAUACAUUCAGAGCACAGCCCUGUGAAGCCAAGGAUAAUUACAGUGGUGAAACCCGGGGGACGCACGCUCAGGAGGAUAACCUUACUUCUCAACAGGAGGUCAGUCCAGACCUUUGAACAGCUCAUGGCUGACAUUUCAGAAGCUCUGGGAUUUCCUCGUUGGAAGAAUGACCGUGUGAGAAAACUUUACAAUCUGAGAGGCAGAGAAAUCCGAAGCGUUUCUGACUUUUUCAGGGAAGGUGAUGCGUUCAUAGCUAUGGGGAGGGAGCCCCUCACUUUGAAGGACCUGGAAGUGGUAUUACAAGAACUUUAUCCUGAAAAUCCUUAUGCUGCCAGUGCUGCCAUUCAGCAGAAUGAGGAGCAGUCCCGAAAACUGAAGAGCAGGCUGUAUGACAAGGCUUUGAAAGUAGACAGUGGCUUUGAUGAGACAGAAAUUACCAAGAACUGCAGCGAUGGCAUGUCUCCCCAACUGGUAGCUGGACAUGAAGGAAAAAGUCAAGCCAAAACAAAGGAAGAAGAAAAAAUGAGAACAAAAAAAAAGUGGACUAGAGAGAGCUGGAGUGGUGAACAGGGAGUGAAGCCUUCUAGGAAAACCCGAGAAAGUGAGAGGUACCUUAACCAUGAGAGGAGUUCUGAGGAGGGUUUAGAAGAGAGUUCAGAGGAGGUGCUGAGAUGUGAGAAGUGUGAACAGGAAAGGCAGGCCAGAGAAAAGUUACAAAGGGAAAGGAAGGCUGAGGCCUCAUUUGAAAAUAGAGACCUGAACACAGGCGCAUGUCAGAGGUACCAGGUAGAAAGAAAUGCAAAAAUCAGGAACUGCCGAAAAUCUUCUGAAACUUGUCUGGAUGGUGAGGAAGUUGGCUGGAAAGAUAAUGGCAGUAGGAGGAUGUGGAAACCCCUACAAAAGAUUGUUAAUGAAGGGCUGGAGAAGCAAAAAAGGAACAUGGAGAAGGAUGUGGAGAAGCAUGAAAACCAUGGGAAGGAAGUAGUAAAAAUCAGGAAGAAUGCUGUAGAAGGGCUCCAUCUAUCUCAUGAAGUGAAAGAAGAUAAUGGAAGUAGCUGUGUCAUGAACCAAAGUGGUUGGCUAAAGAAAGACACUCUGAGGGAUGCUGAGAAACUGUCUAAAACACACAGGGAGGUCAGAGAGGGACAAAGGGCUAAAGAGGAAGCUGCCAGAAGAGAGGGGAAUGUCACACAUAGAGAAAGUGACAUGACUAGACGGGAAAAAACAGGGGAGCGCAGAGUGAAUAAAGAGGAAAACAAGGCUCAGGGAUUGGAAAGCACAAGCCGGAGGUAUGCCAUUAAAAGCAGAACUGAUGUGGAAAAACACUAUGAUAUUGGUAGAACUAUUGGGGAUGGGAACUUUGCAGUGGUGAAGGAGUGUCGCCACUGUGAUUCCAAUCAGAUCUACGCCAUGAAAAUUGUUGAUAAAUCCAAGCUAAAGGGGAAAGAGGACAUGAUGGAAAGUGAAAUUCUGAUCAUUAGGAGUCUCUCUCAUCCCAAUAUAGUAAGCUUAAUUGAGGUGUAUGAGACAGAAGCUGAGAUCUACUUAAUCCUAGAGUAUGUCCCAGGAGGGGACUUAUUUGAUGCAAUCAUAGAAAGUGUGAAGUUCACAGAGCAUGAUGCUGCUGUCAUGAUCACUGAUCUGUGUGAAGCACUGGUUUAUAUUCACAGCAAGAACAUUGUCCACAGGGACCUCAAACCAGAAAAUCUUUUGGUUCAGCACAAUGCAGAUAAAUCUACUACACUGAAACUAGCAGAUUUUGGCCUUGCAAAGCAGGUUACAAAACCCAUAUUUACAGUGUGUGGAACACCAACGUAUGUUGCCCCUGAAAUACUUGCUGAGAAGGGCUAUGGGCUCGAAGUAGAUAUGUGGGCAGCUGGUGUCAUCCUUUACAUUCUGCUCUGCGGUUUUCCCCCUUUUCGCAGUCAGGACCGUGAUCAAGAUGAGCUGUUUCAGAUCAUACAGCUGGGUCACUAUGAGUUCCUUUCCCCUUACUGGGACAAUAUUUCUGCAGCGGCAAAAGACCUCAUAACCAGGCUGUUGAUAGUGGAUCCCCUGAAGCGCUACACAGCACGUCAAGUACUUCAGCACCCUUGGAUCAGAACAGCCGGAAAAACUAACAGCAGGAAUUUGCAGAGGGAAGUGACAAUAAAUAUUGAGCGCCACUUCCGGGCCCAGCGCCGAAAGGAAGUUGCUGAUGAGAACACAUGAAGUCUAUUCAAGCUUGUUUAGUCUUCUUUUUAUUGAUUAACAAAUCAUUUAUGUUUUCUUUUCUAAAUGAAUUGGGAUUUUAGUGUAUAGCUAUUGGUGGCUAUCUCCAUACCUUUUUUUUUUUUAUUCUGAGAUUCUGAAGGACAGAGAUAAAAUUCACAUCCAGGUGCUCUGUUGAUAGCAGUUGGGACUAGAAAAGUCCUGGAGGGUGUCUAUUAUUUUUCUUUAAAUACUGAUUUGGGCUCUUAUAUAUGUUUUAGAUGACAAAUGUUUGCUUCUGUGGCUGACACUAGUGAUGAGUCUUCUCUCAUCCUUUUUGUAUGAUAUGUUCCAGGAGUUUUUUGUUUUCAAAAUAGCUGUCUGCAUAUACAUCUUGCCCUAAUUCUUUCAACUGUAUUUCCACUAAUUCCCUGUAGCCACAGAGAAAGAAGAAUAAAAAGUAAAUAUGUUCUUUAGCUGUAGAAUAUAUUAAAUAACCAGCCAGAUACUAUAUUUAUUAAGUUGUGAGAGAAGAAAAAUCCUUAUAGACUAAAUCUGAUGUUUUAUGAUGUCUGCCUUGGCAAAAUCUCUCGCUGGUUGUUCUCAGGGUCAGGGUAACAGAUGGUACAAUGUUUCUGUUAAACAAUAAUGGUGCUGUGUAGUAGGGUAGUUUAAUUUGUUUUUGAGAAGUGGGAAGAUAUCAUGACUGAUACCUUUUCAAGACUGUGAUAAUGAGGACUUUCAGAGAGCUUUUCUUCCUAUUCUGGGAAGUAAGAAGAUGAGUGUUUCGAAGGGCACUUUGGUUCUUUUCCCAAAGUCAUAAUUACGGAAUGAUAACUCAAGCAUUUUUCCACGUUCAUUUUUUUCCUGGGAGCCAUCCAUGUGCAUCUGUGACUCUUCCAUGCUGAUGGAGAAGAAAAAGCUGAGAAACUAUGACUAAAGUUAACCCUUGCCUUCACAGUUCCCCUUUCAUCAGCACACUUCACAGCUGAAUUGCUUUUAUACACUUCUUUAGUGUAGUUUAGCAAUUGCUGGGGUUUUUUUCCCCCCUCUUACCCUCCCUGGGCCUCUUUCUCCUUGCUUCCAUGAGAAUGGGCAAUGGGAUGAAAUUACACUGAAGUCCAACCUGAGGAAAAGCAACUUGUUGGCUAUGGAAAGGUCUCCCAGGGAAAGUGUCAGAUGUUCUAUUGCAUGUAGGUUUUUUAUAUUUUUAUUGGAUGUAGUUUUAAAGAAAUCCUGAGGGGAAAAAUACAGUCCAGAGAAGGGUUGUGACCUGGAAUAGCUUUUGAAUCUCAGAAUUUUUGGUUAACUAAUCAAAUUCAAAAAGCACUUGAGUUGUCCAUUUAAUAAUU
Manacus vitellinus (golden-collared manakin) is the source of this 3780-nucleotide messenger RNA. RefSeq names its product doublecortin like kinase 3 (gene DCLK3). The record is from RefSeq and is a predicted model, not a curated record. The coding region runs from base 362 to 2449 and encodes 695 amino acids. Gene Ontology annotation, molecular function: ATP binding; protein kinase activity. The transcript is spliced from 5 exons. Gene Ontology annotation, biological process: protein phosphorylation; intracellular signal transduction. Lineage: Eukaryota; Metazoa; Chordata; Aves; Passeriformes; Pipridae.